This is a messenger RNA of Tympanuchus pallidicinctus (lesser prairie-chicken), 1558 nucleotides long. RefSeq names its product low density lipoprotein receptor class A domain containing 1 (gene LDLRAD1). Gene Ontology annotation, molecular function: protein binding. Lineage: Eukaryota; Metazoa; Chordata; Aves; Galliformes; Phasianidae. The transcript has 6 exons. Gene Ontology annotation, cellular component: plasma membrane. The coding region runs from base 302 to 919 and encodes 205 amino acids. The record is from RefSeq and is a predicted model, not a curated record.
CAUGGGAAGUUCCCGUUUGCCUCAUACCCUGUCAUGAAGCCAAGGUGAAGCUGGGAGGAGGGAGAAGCAAAAGAAGCCCUGCUUCCAACCAGAGAAGGGGCUCAGCCUGCCAGCCCUGUCCUCCUGUCCACAUGCCUGGGCAGCACAGUGCUUCUUUCUUCCCUCCCUCUGUUGCUUUUUGUGUCCUGGUAACGUUGCUUAUGUUAGAGACCGUAUAUGUUGGUAACAUGGCUGCAUUUUAGGGUGCAGAAAGCUUCCUGUGGUCCUCUGAGCUGCUCUGAAGGCUGUAGCUCCAGGAGGAAUGAACAAAACUCACCCCCAGAGAAAUGGUGAUGUAACUACUUUUGAUUCAGCCAAGUCCUCUGAAGAACAAGGCUGCUGCCGUCCAUGCUGUGCCCACCUGUGCUGCCCACCGAGACGGGCCUGCGUUGUGCUGCUGCUCCUGGCUGCCAUAGCAGCCAUUGUGGGCCUGGCAAUCGCACUGGGACUGCAGCUACGUGCACCGGUGAACCGCACCUGUGUAGCCACCCAUAACUGGACAGGCUUCUUGUGCAAUGACAGAGUGACCUGCAUCCCAGCCAGCCAGGUCUGUGAUGGAACUGCCAACUGUAGAAAUGGAGAGGAUGAGCAGGAGAAACUCUGUGGUGACCUGCCCCGCAGCCUGCCGGCAUACCUGGUUUUCCACUGUGGUAACCCUGAGCACUGGGUCUAUGCUGACCAGAGGUGUAAUGGGAUGAACGACUGCGGAGACUGCUCCGAUGAGAUGGGGAGCUUAGCUGCCUGCCCUCCCUGCGGCCCAGCGUGGUGGAGCUGCAGCCCUGUUCACUACAAGUACUGCUCCUGUGUGCCCAGGGCACUGUGCCGCGAUGGUGUGCAGCACUGCGUGAGCUGGUCAGAUGAGUACCUCUGCAGGCCGUGAGGUCUGGGCACCAAGAAGUGUUUGACAUGGCGAGGUGCUUCCUGCACUGUCACUUCCUGCUGUGCCACCACCCUGGAAAUUCUGGCACAAGCAGGCCCAGGUGAGCAGCUGCAAAAGGCCUGCGGCAGAGAUGGGUGCUGUGCUGCUGGCAUCCCAGUGCUGCAGGCCGGGCAUCAGCUGUGGGACACCUCUGUGGGUUCUCCUGAGCACCUCUUGGGGCUCUGAGGGUGCAGAGUGGCAGCUUGGUGCUUAAUGAGCAGCUGUUGGACUGAGAUGUGUUGUAGAGCAGUUAGAAAGUGAAAAAGGAGGGAAACGAAGUCUGUUGCAUCCUUGGAGCUGCGAGCAGAGGAAAACCAAGAGCUGCUGCCAGGCCAUGGGAUGACAUGGGAUCUGCUCAGUUUGCUCCUCUGCCAGUGCUGCAGGACCAGCCAGCUGCCUUCACAGCACCCACGAGAUGUAGGUACAGAUGUGUCAUUGAAAUGUAAGAAAGCUGUGGUCUUUCUCUCUUCUUUUGAAAACCUUGCCUGUGUCUGAAACAUCAAUCCCAGAUCUAGUGUUCCAGGCCCCAAAAAACCACUGGGCAUUAUUCUUCCUGCAUGCCAGCUCAUAGAUCUUCAAAAAUAAAUCCUGGUUCACUCA